AAAUGCAAUAAAGCUAGUGGCAACAUGUACGCGUAUGGUUCGUAUGUUUGGCGUGCGAUUCGGCAACGUUCCCAUUUUAACCAAGGACAUUAGACAAAACGACCUUUAAUCUGUUUGUCAGACUUGUAAGAAUUUGUAUGCCAAGAGCAUAACGCCAGUCAUUCGAAGUUGGUGUUCUGGAAACGUAAUAUUUUUCUUAAUCUCUACCAUGGCAGUCGUAUAUAGUGCAUCGAAAUUAUUUGUUGGGCGAAUCCAGGGUUUUUCUAGAAUAGCAGCAUCCUGCGCGAAAUAUGCCAGCACCAGUACAGCAUCCAGUUAUGAGUUUAUUGUCUUAGAGACAAAGGGGGAGAAGAAGAAUGUUGGACUUAUUACAUUAAACAGGCCUAAAGCUCUGAAUGCACUGUGUGAUGGCUUGAUGAGAGAGGUUGGUGAUGCAGUGGAUAAGUUGGAAAAUGAUGAUAGUGUUGGGGCUCUUGUCAUUACCGGAAGUGAAAAAGCAUUUGCUGCAGGAGCCGACAUAAAGGAAAUGCAAAAUAACACCUUUUCAAAGAAUAUAAGAGGGAGUUUUCUGAGCCAUUGGAAUCGAAUUGCUUCGUGCAAGAAGCCCGUAAUAGCAGCUGUCAACGGAUAUGCCUUGGGAGGAGGAUGUGAAUUGGCCAUGAUGUGCGACAUCAUUUAUGCAGGAGACAAGGCUAAGUUUGGGCAACCAGAGAUUGCGAUAGGAACAAUCCCAGGUGCGGGUGGCACCCAGCGGUUGCCACGAUACAUUGGCAAGUCCAAGGCUAUGGAGAUAGCGCUCACAGGAGUUCCUAUAACAGCACAGGAGGCUGAGAAAGCGGGGCUUGUGAGCAAAGUCAUUCCAGCUGAUCAGCUUGUGGCGGAAGCAGUGAAACUUGGAGAAAAAAUCUCAUCACAUUCCCAACUGAUUGUUGCUCUUUGCAAAGAAUCUGUUAAUACAGCAUUUGAAACUCCAUUACAGGAAGGACUUCAUUUUGAAAAGAGAAUAUUCCAUGCUACAUUUGCUACUGAAGAUCGUAAGGAAGGCAUGGCUGCAUUUGUUGAGAAGCGUUCGCCAAAUUUUACCGGUAACUGAAGCGCAGAUAUUGAGAAUGAACUGUACGGAACACCAAGUUUGUUCGUAAUGUGGCAUUAUAUGUACCUUGAAUGAACGCAAGAAUGAAAAUAGGUUGAACUAACACAGAAUAAACAACUCUAUUAAGGUUUUGUAUUAUUUUGAGAGAAGACUUUUUGAUUCUGAAACUUUGUAUGUAUAACUUUAACUCUUAUAUAAAGCAACUGCUCAUACUAA
Molecule: messenger RNA, 1309 nt
Organism: Zootermopsis nevadensis
Lineage: Eukaryota; Metazoa; Arthropoda; Insecta; Blattodea; Termopsidae
Gene: Echs1
Product: Enoyl-CoA hydratase, short chain 1
Biological process (GO): fatty acid beta-oxidation
Cellular component (GO): mitochondrion
Molecular function (GO): catalytic activity
Source: RefSeq, a predicted model, not a curated record